Molecule: messenger RNA, 1313 nt
Organism: Belonocnema kinseyi
Lineage: Eukaryota; Metazoa; Arthropoda; Insecta; Hymenoptera; Cynipidae
Gene: meigo
Product: solute carrier family 35 member B1
Exons: 2
Coding region: 157-1122 (321 amino acids)
Biological process (GO): UDP-galactose transmembrane transport
Cellular component (GO): endoplasmic reticulum membrane; Golgi membrane
Molecular function (GO): UDP-glucose transmembrane transporter activity; UDP-galactose transmembrane transporter activity
Source: RefSeq, a predicted model, not a curated record
AGAAGUCAACGUGGUGAGAUACGUCGAACGCCGUACUUCAAACGUCAACAAAAUAAAGACGCGCAGUGAUUUUCACUCUAAAAACCACCUGUGUAGUAUAAUUCACAAUUUCAUUAGUCGUAUGGUGACUUAAUUUUUACUUAACAAGGUAUAGUUAUGUUACAAAAAAAUAGCACCAAGUUGUUAAUAUACGCGGCCGGCACUUUUGCCUGUUAUUUCUUCUUCGGUAUUUUGCAAGAGAAGAUAACACGCGGACAAUAUGGUGAAGGAGAAAAUAAAGAAAAGUUUACCUUUGUCUGUGCUCUGAUUUGCUUGCAAUGCGUGCUCAAUUAUAUAUUUGCAAAGGCCAUUUUAUUGACUGUGAUGAAGCAGGGUGAAGAUUCAACUAGCACUUUUUACUAUGCUACUUCCUCUCUUACUUAUUUACUUGCGAUGGUUUGCAGCAAUAUGUCUUUGCAAUUUGUUAAUUAUCCGACUCAGGUUGUCGCCAAAUCCGGAAAACCUAUCCCUGUGAUGCUGCUUGGUGUCCUUCUGGGCAAGAAGUCUUAUCCUCUUCGAAAGUACUUCUUCGUCUUGCUGAUCGUAGUAGGCGUUGCAAUAUUUAUAUACAAGGAUGGUAAAGCAUCUGCUUCACAAUCUUCUAGUCAAUUGGGAUUUGGAGAAAUUUUAUUGCUGCUGUCGUUGGCGAUGGACGGCUUGACAAGCGCGGUACAAGAAAGAAUGAGGGCAGAGCACAAAACGCAAUCCCUUCACAUGAUGCUCAACAUGAACUUCUGGUCUCUUGUAUUCAGUGGAGUAUUUAUCGUCUUUUCCGGAGAACUAAUGAGUUUCACUCAGUUUUUGCAGCGCCAUCCCGGCAUAAUAGUAGAUAUAUUAAACUUCGCAGUGGCUGGUGCCUGUGGACAGUAUUUUAUAUUUUUAACUGUGGCAGAAUUCGGCCCACUGCCAUGCUCCAUCAUAACAACCACUAGGAAAUUUUUCACUGUCUUAGGGUCCGUUUUAUUCUUUGGCAACAAUCUUUUAACUAGGCAAUGGAUAGCUACCGUUUUUGUAUUUCUUGGAUUAUUUUUAGAUGCCAUGUAUGGCCAUAAAAAGACUGCAAAAAAGGAAAUUGUGAAGUAAACUUCCAGCAAGAUGAAAUAUGCUAGUUUGCUUUAGUUUUUCUCUUUCGGGACAAAAUUAUAUAAUAAUUGACUACGACUACAAGUAGAGCUGCUGAGGAAAGAGAAAAACUAAAUUGAUAAUAAGCAUAGCAAAUGAUAAGAAUAGGUAUCAUGAACUCUUUUAGUUGAAAUUUAUACGUUGCAUAUUGU